AUGCUUUCAUCCAAGUUCGCCUUCCUCCAAAUGCUAUGCUGAAAGCAGAUCGCCAAAUCACAUGCUCAAAUAUGGGUUUUGGUUUUUAUCUGGAUUGAAUCCUGCAUACAGAAGAUUUUAUUGAAAUUAGCUUACCAUUAGUUUAACAUUAAUAAAUUAGAUUUAUUGUAAGCUACUCUAUUGAUGCCUAUCUAAUAUAUUGAACCAAAACCUUUAAAGAUACAUGGAAAACCGUAUGAUGCCCGCAAUUUUCUUUAAUUUAGACCAUGUGGAUGAUUGUCAUUCCAGCUACAGAAGAAAAGACCACUUGACUGGCCAUCUAUUUCAUCACCAAGGAAAACUCAAGUGUCCAAUUGAGAACUGCAAUCGUGAAUUUGCCUUCCAAGGUAACAUGAAUAGGCAUGUCAGUGAACUUCAUAGUGAGGAUUGCCCUUCGGCCAAUGAUGGAUGUCAGAAGCAGCAUGUGUGCCAAGAAAAAGGUUGCUUAAAGGUAUUCAGAUUCGCUUCCCAGCUGCGGAAGCAUGAGGAUUCCCAUGUAGAGUGGAGGCAUUUUGUUCUGAGUAUGAAACAAUUUUCUAACGAGCAAUGCCUUAAAGCUCAUAUUCAGUCCUGCCACCAACAUAUUACCUGCGAGAUAUGUGGGACCAAACAGCUGAAAAAGAAUAUCAAAAGUCAUCUGCGCACACAUGAAGAGGGAGGUUCAAUGGAGAGAAUUAAAUGUGAUUAUGAGGGCUGUCUUCAGACGUUUACUAAAAAAUCGAAUCUCCGUCAACAUGUGAAGGCUGUUCACCUUGAAAAUAAACCAUUUGUCUGUUGCUUUCCGGGUUGUGGCAAAAGAUUUGCCUACAAGCAUGUGAAAGACAACCAUGAAAAGAGUGGAUGCCAUGUCCAUGCACACGGGGACUUUGAAGAGGCUGAUGAAAAAUUCCGGUCCAGGCCAAGGGGAGGGCGUAAGAGGCAGUGCCCCACUGUAGAGAUGUUGGUUCGGAAAAGGGUGAGUCUUUCAAAACAAUCGGGGCAGGACUGAGAACUUCUAGGUUGAUCUCUCAAGAGGAGGAUGAGACAAGGAGCAUUAUAGUAUGCUGGGUCUGGCCGGGAAGUGGUCUUUAAUUAAAUUGUAGUGUCUGUAUU
Messenger RNA from Rosa chinensis, 1131 nucleotides. RefSeq names its product transcription factor IIIA. The coding region runs from base 224 to 1027 and encodes 267 amino acids. Gene Ontology annotation, cellular component: nucleus. The transcript has 5 exons. NCBI's taxonomy places the organism in Eukaryota, Viridiplantae, Streptophyta, Magnoliopsida, Rosales, Rosaceae. The record is from RefSeq and is a predicted model, not a curated record. Gene Ontology annotation, biological process: regulation of transcription by RNA polymerase II.